Coregonus sp. 'balchen' is the source of this 9021-nucleotide messenger RNA. NCBI's taxonomy places the organism in Eukaryota, Metazoa, Chordata, Actinopteri, Salmoniformes, Salmonidae. The record is from the annotation of a GenBank genome assembly.
AUGGAGUCUAGUUUAAAACCAGCUGGCAACUUACACAGUGAUCCAUCUGCACCAGGUGAAAAUGAGUAUCCUUCUGGAUUUCCUCAAAGUAUUUGCGAUGAUGUACCCCAGCAGAAGUACCUGUGCAGCAACUGUAAUAACGUACUGAAUGAGGCACGUCAGACUUUGUGUGGCCACCGCUACUGCCUCGCUUGUGUCAGUUGGUUAGUGAGGUAAGGCAUUUCAAUUAUUUAUAUUAUAAAUUUUGUGAAACAUCUUCAACAAUAACCAAAGUUAACCAUUUCCUCAUAUAUCAUCCACACUCUUGCCAGUAUGUAACACAGCCUACAAGUUUCCCUUUUUUGCCUUUCCCUUAAGUUAAGUUAAGAUAUUACAAUUCUGUUAACAUAUCUGUGUAUAUUGUAUUAUAAAUCUAAUCCCAUAUGUUCAUUGUUGUUAUUUAGUAAUAACAACAACCUUGUUUGCAAGAUGUGCAAAGAAGAAGAUCCAAGCUCAGAGAGUGAAACAAGCAUACUGACAUCAGACAAUGUAUGUAUAGCAUUACUGAACUUUGUAUACAUGCUGGAAUAGCACAAGUUGAUAGGGUUGAAUGAUACAGCAGACCUAUAUGACCUUGAUUAUGGACCCAAAACAAUUAUGUCAUGCAUAACUUACUGUAGAUAGCUCUGCAGACAAACCUUCUUUAACAACACAUUAAAGAGGCAAUCUGGGAUGGUACAUUCUUUUUUAACUUUUACAUUUAUGAUAUAUAGCCAUGGAUUGUUGAAGAAUAUAACUUAUAAAUGCCUCAUGAGCUUAGCUCAACUGUCGUAACCCAUCAGAAACCAAAAUACAAGCCUGUUUUACUCCAUUGUUUGUAAACAAUGUAAUUGUUAAUAAACACGGGUAUGAUUCAAAACAUGGUUAAAAUUAUAAUUUUGAUCUCAUGGAGGGUCAAUCCUUGCAUCCAUAGCUCCGUCUAGUGUUUACAUUUCUCCAGCCCCAUCCACCAUCCAUCUUCCUUCCUCAACCUUCCAUCUACCUUCCAUCUACCAUCCAUCUACCUUCCUCAACCUUCCAGCUAUCUUCCUCAACCUUCCAUCUAUCAUCCAAUCUACCUUCCACCUACCUUCCCUUACCUUCCAUCUAACUCGGGCAUUUACCUUUCAUCUACCUUCCAUCUACCUCUGGCAUUUAAGCCCUUGAAUUCCUAUGCAAAAUAAAUGUGCAAUAGUAAGUAUUGUAGCUGGAUAGAUUAAAUUAUCUACUAUUAUCUGACGUAUGCAGCGUUUACCGUGAAUGCAGUCUCCGCUAAAGCAGGAACAUGACCUUUAAUUACAUGUCUACUGUAGCGCAGCUCUUCAGCGCUAGGGGUUGAAUAGAGCCCUACCCCUUCUAAUCAGAGCCUAUAUUCUGAUUUUAGAUGAAAGGCCAUAGAAAUUGAACUCACCAGAGAAUUGCAUUGACCUAAACUAUUUCAUUGUUCUGGUCUAACUCUUCUCAGUGGUGUAAAUAGAAUGGCUGUAGAGUUCACAAUGUUGAACAAGUUGAAAUGUGUCUGAUGUGAAUUAGUCCAUUGCUGAGGCUCUGAGUCCAUAGAAAAAUAAUUACUAAAAAGGAUAUUCCCAUUCAAGUCAAAAGUCAGUGUUAUUUUUCUAUGACUGAGACAUGUGUCUCACCAAUAAUUAUAGUGAUAAGUAAUAUGUUAAGUCAGCAGGUAACAUAAAACUAAUACGUUAGCAUACGUGACAUAUAACUACAAUGGUUAAAAGGCAUUAUUUUUGACUUAUUCUAAUGAGCCCAUGUUGGUCAUCACCGUAACCGAAUGCUUGUGAUCUAAGUCUAGGCCCAGCAGAAUGUGGUUCAGCAUGAGCUCCUCCAAACAUCCUGAUCAGAACAACAGACACUCCAUAAUCAGCUCACUUGUUUAAUUAGAAUGUUGGUGUGUUGUGCUAAAUUAAUGGGCCCGUAGUAUAUUCAUAUCAAUAUGACGGAACAUUUGGAAAAAUAUAUUUUCAUGACGGAUUACUCCUAUAUUUUGAUUCAAUCGGGUUAAUGAGGAACAUUGAGUACUUAGCGAGCAUCACAGCGCAAUGGAAACUAAUUGCUGAAGCUUGUAACAGUAACUCACAUUUUGUAUCUUACAUUUAGCAUUCACCUUCCCUUUUCUAUGGUCACAAAGCAAAGGCUUGACUGCCUCCGACUGUUCCUUCCACAGUGGGUGCAUUGUUGGUCGUCAGUUUUAAGUAGCUACUGUUGUAUUGAAUGAUUAUUAUGAUGCUGAUUAAAGAGAUAGAAUGGCUUUGUGUGUUUAUUGCUUCUGAAAUUCAACAGUAUAGAGACACAGACAGCAGCACUUCAAAGAUCUACUUCAAACUGUAUUAGCUCACAACAAUGAGAGCCGGAAAACUUUGUCAUUCAAACCAGUAUAGCACUGAAGAAAUCGGCAGUGUGAUAAAUAGAAAUCAGGCCAUUCUUUAUUAUGCAUAAACAUUUUCCCUCUGAGGAUUAAAGUGAUUUAAAGUGGAAGUACUGAAUUAGUCAUUUAAGUACUAAAAGUUGAUCUUAAUUCUCCGAUGUGUUACUCCAGUUAUUCAGUGAUGCAGCCAUCAAUAAGGAGAUCUUGGAGUUGAAAGUGCAUUGUGCUAACCAAGGUUGCUCCUGGAGGAGUAUUCUCAAGGACUUUGAGGUAUUGACACUUUUUUACACAUUUGAACGAUACAAUUAAGAAUCUACUUUUUUGUGACAGUGAGACUUAUAUAAAAUAAAAUAAACACUGUAAUGGGUAGGUAAAAUGUAAAAUGUUCUUUACAGUACUUACGUAAUUAGAUCAGGGUCAGGGGCCAAUUUGUCAUCUAAACUAAAUUAAAAUACCAAGUUCUCUUGUAGAAAACUCAGACCAAAUCUUUUAAAUUGGUGCCAAAAUAAUUCAAACAUUUUUAGAGCUAAGUUAUUUCGAUCCCAAUGCUACAAUUCUAAUGAGGACAAUACUUACUGAUUAUACAUCAUCCAAUGUUGCUAAGAUAAUUAGGUUGUUUAUUAUAAGUAUAUCAUCUCAUAAAGUUUAGUUGAAAUGUUGCCUUUGAAAGUUUAUUUGAAAAAGAAGGGGAAACAGAAUCUAAUAAAAAGAACAGAGGUCUAUUUUGAAUGAUCUAGAUCAAGUUCAGAAAAAAUUGGCCCCUGAUGGCUGAUAUUGACUUUGCGCUGAGAUCGAGAUGUUGAUGUUGAAAUUAAUUGAUUCACUGAAAUGUUGUGCUGAGCUCGGGUUGGUUAUCAAUUGUUUUGUUGUCCUUUCUGAAUUGUCUUGAAUCCUCUUUCAGGAGCACCAGGGGCAGUGUGAGUAUGCCCUAAUCCCCUGCAACAUAGGCUGUGGUCACAUGGUGUUGCGAAAGGCCUUGGCCUGCCACCUGGAGAAGGCCUGUCCAAACAACAUGUCAGUGUGCUCCGCAUGCUGCCACUCUAUGAGCCCCAUAGAGCUACAGGUAAGACAGGCCCAAAUAAUUCAGUUCCAGCAGUGCAUUCAGUAGCUGUCAAACUAACCACCUCAUCUGAGUUGCAAGUACUGCCACUGACAGGUCUCGCUGACAUUCUCAGAUGUUCAGCCCUGGUAUGAAGUGUUUUUCCUCCUACAAAAUGGCUAGAUAAGACGUAAAGAGUUCCAUGAAUUUUGAAAGUUUGGAACACCCCCAAUAGAAAUGUAGUGCAUGCUGACUAAUGGAGUUAUGGAAAUAAAUAGCCAGCGUAGUUUCCUGUAGUUCUAAACUGCAGGAGCUACAGUAGUAGGGAAUUUGAACAAAAAUACGUUGGAAUUGGUCUCUAGUGAAAAACCUUGGUUGGGGUCUUGGAGAUUGGUUCAGUAUGACAUUGGAGGGGUCCACGCAGCGCAGCUGAAGCUGCAGGGUCUCUAGUGUUUACUGCUGCCCCAUAUUCCCUUUCGCUAGUGUUUUGAGGAGGAUGGGGGGCUGCUGAGAGCUUUGGACUGCAGCGAAGGGGAGCAGAAAGCCACAGAACACUUUAGACUCAAGUAAAGUUAGGUUAACCAUUAGGGGGUAGGGCAUCAUGAUUCGGGAUAAAAUGUAUACAAUUGAUUGUAAGAACCGAUUGCAAAAGCUCUAAGUGCAGACUACUCACUACACUGAAACAGUAAUACUGUACUACUUUACUGUUCUACUGUACUACUUAAGUAAUACUGUACUUAAUCAAUGGUAUUACUAGAUAUCUCAUGUAGCUAUUGAUUCUAUGAAAAAAAAACUGUAGGCUUACAUCUGACUGUUUCUGUCUAUCUUCAACAUUUUUGUGUGUUGUUUUACAGACACACUCAUGUCACAGUCUUGGGGAGGAAAAGGCUGAUAAAAAACAAAGGAAAGGAAAGGUAGGAAAAGAUAUGUUUGUUCUUAAUGUAGCGGCUGUCAAAUCCAAUUAUGUUAUUUGUUGUAUAGCUGAUGGUUGUUGUGAAACACUUUUUUGUUGCCACAUUAGAUGUUAAUUGUCAAAAUUGUCUUGAUUCUACAGAAUAAUCCUAUUCCAGGUUCCAAGGCAAAAGAGUAUUGUGUUUUCUCUGAAGUUGGUUGCACAUUUAAGGUUUCUAUUAAUUCCAUUAUUGCAUUACAAUAAAUUGGGCAUCAAAUACAAAGAGUGUGGCAUAUUAUAAAGCUUUUGCAGUACAGUUAUUGAUGUUUUUGCCUUCUAAUCCCAUGUAUUUUAGGGGACCACAGAGAAGCUGAGAGUGCAUGAGAACAGUAGCCAUGUUGGCCACCUUCAGCUCCUGCUGCGUGCCGCCACCACCACCAGCAGUGACCUGCAGGCCUCCCCACUAACAGCCCCUGCCUCAGGCAAGGAGGAGAACAGGGCUAUGGAUGAGCAGCUGCCCCAUCUCAGAGAGGCUCUGUCUGGCCUGACACUGCAUUGGGACAUGGGACUGUCAAGGGGGGAUGGGGAGCUGGAGACGGAAGGAGGGGACGGAAGGGAUAGCUCGGCAGCUCACAGCCUGCGAGAUGAUGAUCAGGUGACCAUCCUCCUGGACCUAGGGCGUCAGAUAGACACACUGCAGCAGAGGGUCCAGAUAUCGGAGAACAUCAUCUCCGUCCUGAACAGGGAGGUGGAGAAGACCCAGCUGAGCAUGGAGGCUGUGGAGAGGGAGAACCAGAGCAACCAGGAAAUGAUUUAUCACUUAGAAAUAAAGGUACAGUAUAUCUUGAGUCAGAGCAUAAACUCAUCUUUGUGGACCAGCUGAUUAAUUCCAGAGCACGCAGUGAACUUCCAAAAAAGUUUAAUCACACUCCAAUAAGUUCAGUUGAAUCAUACUUCUUAAAACAACCAUUAAGAAGUGCAUGCGUCCACUAUCCUCCCAAAAGUAGGCUAAUAUGUUCAAGAAAGUAACUUUUCUGAUGCUCCUAAUUUGCAGUGGUGGAAUUGUAGCCUAAGUAUUGCUGCAUUCACCCACUAUUCUUGAAGAAAUGCUGGUCUGGCUGAACAGUGAGGGGGAAGGGAGAGCAUCAAAUGUCACAUAUUGGUCGGAAAAAUGGACUGUUGCCUAGAAUGAAUUUGGCCUUCCUGAAAAAUAUCCAUUUAUAUGCCACUUCCGCAAGCAUUCCUCCCUCACUCUUAGAGUAGACGGCCUCUUCUCAUGUAACAGUACAUAUUGAUGUAGGAUCUUAAUUUGAGCCAGUUUGCUACAGCAGGAAAAUAAUCCUGCAGCAACAGGAAAUGUGAAUCAUUAUGUAAUAGACAUUUUUGUAGGGGUUGAUACAUUUUUCGUAAGGAAAAAUCAAGUCUGAAAUUUCAAAGUGGAAAUUAAGAACUUUAGAAGCCUUUUUAAACCUGAAAAUACACUACGAGUUAAACAUUUCCUGAAUUGCAGGAAAGUUCUACUACAACAGGGUGAUCAAAUUAAGAUCCUACAUCUGUAGAAUACAAUAGGUACUUUAUUUAUCCUAAGGGGACAUUUUAUGUCAAACAGCAGCAGACAAAAAAGACACACUGUACAAGACAAACAAACAGAAUACAAAAUCAGGAGCCAUAAAAAGUGCCAUAAACAUGCCAUACCAUUAAAGACCACAAAAUAUGUCUUCAGAAUGCACAAGCUAUUGUUGAUGUGAGUCAUUUUAUGAAAAUCACAAUUCAACAACGCCCUUACUCAUAAUGAAUAGGAAACUAUAUGUCAUUAUCCAGUGACAGCUGUCGGGGAUUUCAGCUUUUGGGGGAUUUCCUACUGUAAAUAUUUGAUCAAUCUGUUCUUAAGAACAUAUUUCCUGCAAUUCAACACAUUUUGCCAUGACUUAUGCCAUGUUAAUGAUCUGAGUGAGAGUGACUAACAAAAUCAAUGGGGGCCCCUUGGAGGUCAGGGCCCCUGGGCACGUGCCCUCCGUGCCAGGUCAGUAUUCGGCCAUGAUUACUACAAGUAUAGAUAACUGGCUAGACUAAUUUACCAAUCUAAAUAUUGUUAGCUGACAUGGCUAAUUGUGUGACUGACAAAACAAGAGAAAAACUGCUGACGCACAACCACAUUUCGAACUUGCACCUUGUGUAUUCUAAUAUUGUAAACCUCAACAGUAAGUUGAGACCCUGACUGAGUUCCUAAUAAAACAUUUAAAAGUUAUUAUUACAUUUUUGGGGUCGGGGGCCCCCUAGCGGCCGGGUGGCCCUAAGCGACCGCUUAUGUCGCUUAUACCUGUAGCCGUCCCUGUUUAUCAGUGAAACACAUUACAAUGGUCUCUGUGCUUUUUGCACUGGCCACUAAAAUGUGUCAGCUUAAUUAACAGAAGAAAGCAAGGUAAUUGUACAUUGUCAAGAAGUUUUCAUCUGUUGUAUUCACUGUAAUCAUAUGCUCCAAUAUUUCUCUCAAAUCAAAAACAUAACUUUCUUGAACAGUGAACAAACAGGAGAAGUAAUUAUAUAUUUUCCAUAUAAUCAUAUCCCAUAUCACAGUCAGGUGAAAUGGAACAAUCCUAAACAUAAUAUUUGUCUAUGUAUUAUCUGACCAGGAUAAUGGGGCUGAGAAUAUAAACUUGUCUUUGCUUCAGAUGAUUCAGCACCAAUGCAAUGUCAACACUUGCAACAACAAUAUAUUUCAGGAAGUUCAGCGGGAAGAGAAUAAAUUGUAGGGGGGACAGAAUAGAUGUAUCUGACAACAAUGACAAUACAAAUGUUUUCUGUGUGAUGUCUGUUGUUUGUAUAGGCCCUGUAUAGGUUCCAAAAGGGUUCUUCGGUUGUCCCCAUAGGAGAACCCUUUUGGGUUCCAUGUAAAACCCUCUGUGGAAAGGGUUCUACAUGGAACCAAAAAUAGUUCUACCUGGGACCAAAAGGGUUCUACAUGGAAUCCAAAAGGGUUCUUCAAAGGGUUAUCCUAUGGGGACAGCCAAUGAACCCUUUUAGGUUCUAGAUAGCACUUUUUUUCUAAGAGUGUACUGUAUUAUACAGAUGUAGGAUCUUAAUUUAAGCCAGUUUGUUACAGCAGGAAAAUAAUCCUGCAGCAACAGGAAAUGUGAGUUGUUAUGUGAAUUAUAAAUAACGUAGAAAGCCAGGCAUAAGGCCGAAACGCAUGCUCUUUUUAUUUUUAUUUUUUAUUAGCACCUUGCACUUUCAAUUUUUGUAUUAUUUUGAGCAUGGAUUCAAUUAAUUUAAUCGGCCUCCUUGGGUUAUUCCUCAUCAUGGUUUUGAGUGCGAGUACUUUUUUAACUCUACGAUUAUAAAUAACUAACAUUUUUGUAGGGGUUGAUACAUUUUUCGUAAGGGAAAAUCAAGUCUGAAAUUUCAAAGUGGAAAUUACAAACUCUAGAAGCCUUUUAAAACGUCAAAUACACUACAAGUUUAAAAUGUUCUGCAUUGCAGGAAAGUUGUCCUGCAACAUGGUGAUCAAAUUAAGACGUCUGUAUGUGGAGGAUGUUGAAUCUCCUGAGGAGAUUAAUAAAGUUGUAUUGAAUUGAAUUGAAUAUUGCCCUGUAGGUGACAGAGCAGGAGCAUAGAAUGGCCAGGAAGGAACUGGUCAUCAGCUCCCUGAAACAAAGUCUCAGCGCCCACCAGGAGGUCUCUUAUGACGGGACCUUCAUCUGGAAGCUGUCUGACCUCAGCUCCAAAAUGAAGGAGGCCGUCUCUGGCCAUGGGAAUAGACCAAACCUGUACUCUCCAGGUACAGUACUCUUCCAACUUUAACUAAAACCGAGGAACCGGUGGUGAAGGGCAGUCUAUUCACACAGAGAGACAGUCUUCUAUGCACAUGACAUAAAAUAGGCCUAAAUUAGAAAGUGCUUCAUUUGAACUAAAUUGUUUUUAUGGAGAUGCUUUGUUGAAACAUUAUACAGACAGCACUGGGUCAGAGGCACCAAGUUCCCGCCAAUAUUAUUUGUAUCCACUGAAACACUUUGUGUUUGUGUCCUCUCUCCUUCUUCUAGCAUUCUACACAGCCAGGUAUGGAUUCAAGGUGUGCAUGAGGCUGUACCUGAAUGGUGACGGGGUGGGAAAGGGCACUCAUAUCUCUCUUUUCUUUGUGAUCAUGAAAGGGGAGUAUGACCUACUUCUCUCAUGGCCAUUCAAGCACAAGGUAAGGAAGGCUCUCUGUGUUAUACCUGUGUAACAUACAUCAUAAAUUGUUUAUUUAAAGGGAUGAGGUUUUCAACUGAAAUGUUAUUUGAGAUUUGUCUCUACAGUAAAUAAAACCCAACAAAAACUCUGCAUGACUCUUUGUAGAUGUAGUUCUCAUCUCUUUCCCUCUGCAUCAUUAACAUAAUAAAAAAUUAUCAGCCAUCUUGUGAGUGUCUGUCAGACAUGUUAAUGUCUAAUCAGCAUAUCUCCUCGCCAGGUCACUUUCUUCCUGCUUGAUCAGAAUCACAGAGAACAUGUGAUUGACGCCUUCCGGCCCGACCUAACCUCAUCAUCCUUCCAAAGGCCUGUUUCAGAAAUGAAUGUGGCCAGUGGUUGCCCGCUUUUCUUCCCUCUUGGUAAACUUCGCUCGCCCAAGCAUGCCUACUUGAAAGACGACACAAUCUUCAUCAAGUGUGUUGUUGACACUUCAUCCUGAGCCAUGCUUCAAAUGAUCUAUCAAAG